Messenger RNA from Carassius carassius (crucian carp), 1708 nucleotides. RefSeq names its product ring finger protein 146 (gene rnf146). The record is from RefSeq and is a predicted model, not a curated record. Lineage: Eukaryota; Metazoa; Chordata; Actinopteri; Cypriniformes; Cyprinidae. Gene Ontology annotation, molecular function: zinc ion binding; ubiquitin protein ligase activity; poly-ADP-D-ribose binding. Gene Ontology annotation, cellular component: nucleus; cytoplasm. The coding region runs from base 257 to 1378 and encodes 373 amino acids. Gene Ontology annotation, biological process: Wnt signaling pathway; ubiquitin-dependent protein catabolic process. The transcript has 2 exons.
CGCAGUAAAAUCACCAAAUAUAGAAAUAUUUAUUCAAAUGACCCAACUGAUGAUACAAAUAUGUGAUUUUAAUAUCCUUGUAGUUUACAAAUCGAUCAUUUGGAAGGGUUUGGGAACUGUGUUUUAAUGUGAAAUAAUGCUGUUGUUGCUGUGUUUUGGUCAGGGUGUUGUCCUGUUUACAGGCCUCAGUCUGAUCGAUCAAUGAUCUGAUCACAACUUCAGCACAUACAAAGCCUGACCAAUCUUAUUCAUCGACAUGGCUGGUUGCGGCGACAUUAAUCUUUCCGUGGACUCCUUGACUUCAGGCAAGAAGGUGAGUGGGGAGUCUGUGACGGAGGGCAGUCCAUCCCCUUCGUCUCCUUUGCUGCCAAUCCCUGAGUGUGCAAUCUGUCUGCAGAGCUGCAUCCACCCCGUACGCCUGCCAUGCCGUCAUAUUUUCUGCUUCCUAUGCGUGAAAGGAGCUUCCUGGCACAGCAAACGCUGUGCCCUGUGUAGAGGGGAAGUGCCUGAGGACUUCCUGGAGCGUCCCACUUUGCUCUCGCCCGAGGAGCUGAAGGCUUCAGCAACGGGCGGACGUGGGACGGGGACUGGUGGCCACGCCUGGUACUACGAGGGCCGUAAUGGAUGGUGGCAGUACGACGAGCGGACAAGCCGAGAGCUAGAGGACGCAUUUAACAAGGGCAAGAAGAGCGCUGAGAUGCUGAUCGCCGGUUUCCUGUAUGUAGCCGACUUGGAGAACAUGGUGCAGUACAGGAGGAACGAACACGGCCGCAGGCGUAGGAUGAAGAGGGAUGUGGUGGACAUCCCUAAGAAAGGUGUGGCCGGAUUAAGACUCGAUCCAGAUCCAAAUCCCAGUCCCGCAUUAGGAUCAGGAACUGAUCCCAUUGUAGCGCCCACAGUUGCGGAUUUAAAUGGAACAGUAGAUGGCGCCACAGCGGAGCGAGAGAGUUCGGCAGAUGGCGCAGACACUGGAGUCAGCGGAGGACGUCCUCAAGGCGUCUUUGUUUCUGCCCCUGUAAGGCCGCCAACCGUCUUGGGUGGUCACCUGACCAGCCCUGCAUCCUCCGGCGAUAUUCAGCUUGUACAGGCUCUCUCUCAACUCAAUAUGAAUCCUGCUGAGCAAGAAACAGAAGAGGAAGAUGCAGAUGACGAAGACGAUUCGGCAGGUCCGGAUGCCUCGGGAUAUGAAUCCGAGUCUGGCACGAGCGAGGAUGAAAAUGAGCAGGCUGGGGACGAAGGUGAAGACGAGCACACAGAAGGCUCCCAGGGUAGGCAUAGACUGCAUCAGUUGGAUAGACCGCCCCCUGGUGGUGGCCCGGCGCAUAGCGGCGAUCGCUCUGGGUGCCCCGAUGGUCAGUGCACCAUUACGAAGGUCUGACCACAGCACAACUACAGAACUCCUACCUAACUCCCACAACCGCUGGGUAUUUCUAACCAAUCUCUGAAAUGCAAAAAAUUAAAUGGAUUAACUAUUCAAAUCAAUGACACACAGUCUUGGAUAAGGGUGGAGGCUUGGGGCAGAAGGUUUUAGUGUUAGAAUAGUGCUCGUCUUUCUCUUUCAGUCUUAGAGGACUGUACCAGGGCUGUACUCUUUAAUGGAGAUUACAGGCAAAACUACAAUAAACUUGCUUUUACCAUGCCUAGAAUACUGUAAAUUGGUCCAACCAUUACACUUUCAAUUGCAUUCAUGUUAUUGAAAAUAAUAUUC